Messenger RNA from Australozyma saopauloensis, 2604 nucleotides. RefSeq lists its product as uncharacterized. Gene Ontology annotation, biological process: ubiquitin-dependent endocytosis. Bases 1 to 2604 code for a protein of 867 amino acids. NCBI's taxonomy places the organism in Eukaryota, Fungi, Ascomycota, Pichiomycetes, Serinales, Metschnikowiaceae. Gene Ontology annotation, molecular function: protein-macromolecule adaptor activity; ubiquitin protein ligase binding. Gene Ontology annotation, cellular component: cytoplasm; cytosol. The transcript has a single exon. The record is from RefSeq and is a predicted model, not a curated record.
AUGUCCGAUAUUCUUCGAUCCCCUAUCUUUCCUGAAGAGUCCUUGACUCUCACCAGCGGGAACGAGAACGAAAUCGGCGACACGUUGGUUCCGCAGCUUCCGCCGACAGCGUUGGCUCGCAAUUCCUCGUUGGAAAUAUAUGUUGUUCCGACCGAAGAUACAUUGUUCGUCCAGGGCUUUAAGCCGGUCGAGUACGAGCUGAGGCCGCCCUGCUUGCUCCGGGGGCUGCUUGUGCUCCGAGUGCUUCGGCCGACAAAAAUCAAGUCUGUUGUUCUUAAUUUUAAGGGUGUGAUGCAGACGGAUUGGCCGGAGGGUAUCCCGCCCAAGCGGAACGUGUAUGAAGAGUCGAGAGACAUCGCGCUGCACUCGUGGCCGUUUUAUCAGGCGGAUGUGAAUUAUGGAAAUCACGGUGCCAGCAUUUUCGUUCCUUGCGCGGGUAGAUCUUCAGAUGAGGCCCUUCAUUUGAGCAUGGACCAUGCUCCCUCGCAGCUGAGCAGCAUCCAGUCGCCCAAUGCUCUCGAGUCGGCCUCGCACUUCGCUGCGAGUCUCAUCAAGCGCGCGACUUCUCCCUUGGGGCUGUCGUCAUCGCCCACCAUUACUCCUGUGGCUUCGUUCACAGAUUUGCAUUCAGUCAUGUCCUCUCCCUCGGUGGAGCAGCCCAAGCCCGGGUGGUUCAUGCCUGGAGACUACGUGUACAAUUUCGAGCAUUUGAUCCCCGCGCUGUCCCCUGAGACAAUCAAGGCUACUUUUGGUAGUGUCAAUUAUUGUUUGGAGGCCGUCGUGUCUAGGCAGGGCACGUUCAAACCCGUGCUCAAGGGAAAGCUCCCUAUAAAACUUGUGAGGGUGCCCACGGACAACAGUGUGGAAGAGAAUGAGCCCAUUGUCAUUGAAAGAGAUUGGGAUGACCAUUUGAGGUAUGAGAUUGUGGUUGCCAGUAAAUCGGUGGUCCUUGACUCCUACCUACCGUUAUCUCUUAAGUUCAUUCCACUUCACGGCAAGGUUGCAUUGCAUCGUAUUCGUGUCUUCAUCAUCGAGGAAUGUAACUAUUACUGUCAGAAUAAGAAGGUUCACCGUACAGAACCCUCGCGAAAGUUCUUAUUGCUCGAGCAUAAAGCAAGUAAAUCCCAUUCCCUUCUCAACAAAGAUGGAACCAUUGAUGACUCUCCCACAUCGACCACUGAAGUGCUUCCCCGUGAACUCGAGUUCCAAAUGUUCGUUCCCAACACCAUUAACAAAAAAUUUCACUUCCAAAUUAAUCCUGACACUGCUGUCGAGAGUAUACAAUGUACUCACUGGAUCAAGAUUUGUUUGCGUCUUUCGAGGCCAAACCCAGAUAAUGGCGGCAAAAGAAAACAUUUUGAGAUUUCCAUUGAUUCGCCAAUCCAUUUGUAUUCUCCGUUGGCAGCUCAUAAUAACACUUUGUUGCCUAUCUACGAGCGAGAGCCAGAGUUCCUUCCCCAGUACGCUGAAGACGCACCAUUAUCACCUGACGUCACUGCAAUUGAUGCAAAUCACCCUGGUUCGAGUUUAAACAUGCAGCUUUCUUCGUGUAGUCUCCUGACCAUGGUCAUACCGAAGGAUCCUUCGCUCAUCGAGUUUCAGCACAUCGCCAGUCCCACAAACAUUGGCUAUGCGGAAAUGGACUGCGACGUUCAUUUAUCUUCUAAUUUGUAUCAACCUGAAGACGAGUCAAUUUUGAGUAAGAUUGUUGCACCACAAGCAAUGGCGUAUAGUCCUUUGGCAUCACCUUGCAGGAGUCCUUCGACCAGAACAUUGGCGCCGUCUACGGCUCCUCCCCUGUUUAGUUCACUUGGUAUUACUGAAAACACCCUACCACCAGCAUAUGAUCAUCAAAACAGUGGACUCAGCCAAUCUCCUUUGGCAUUAAACAUGAAUUCUGAUCCGACAAAUCCUCAAGCAGUCAAUGCGCAAAGCAUACGGGAUAGACUCAAUGAGCAACUUUCGAAAAGUCACAAAAAGAGCAGCAACUCAUGUCAGUCUUCGUUUAUCAGUGAUUCUGCAUCAUCCAAAUCCAAGGAUAGCAAAAAUAACAAUAGCUCUCUGAACGAUAGCUUCCCCAAGGACUCUGACAGUGUCAUUGGUGAAAGCAAUGAAUCUGAACAUAUGAACUCGUCCGAGACAAGCCGGGACGAGUGUAAGAGCAAGAAUACCACCGAACUGAAUGUCCCUCUGCAAAAUGAUCUUGGAACGGGAGAUGGGACAAUCGAUGAAGCGCAUGUAGAUCGGGAGAGUAUUGUCGAUAUUGCAGAUUUGGAGCCUCGUUCGAGGAGGUCCUCGGUGUCUCUGUCUUUGUAUCUGAAAGCUGGCCUGAACGAUUUACAUAUAGACCAGACACUCCCAUUGCUUGCACAAUCGACCACUAGUGUUUACGAUACUGAUAUUCCUAUGGGCACUUAUGUUGAAGACUCUGUCACUGACCUUGUUGGAGUAAGAUUCGAUGAUUUCCAUUUCAAUGAUUCAUUGGGACAAUUGAGAAAUCCUCGUCUCGAAAAACACUACCAAGACUUAGCGACCACUGAAACUCUCGAAUGCGACAGGCGGAAUAGAGAAAGAAGCUUCGGUGUCGUUAUGAAAGAAUCUUGA